This is a messenger RNA of Phoenix dactylifera (date palm), 803 nucleotides long. RefSeq lists its product as uncharacterized. NCBI's taxonomy places the organism in Eukaryota, Viridiplantae, Streptophyta, Magnoliopsida, Arecales, Arecaceae. The record is from RefSeq and is a predicted model, not a curated record.
CAUCCCCACCGGUCCUAUUAAAGGCCACGGCACGGAAGCAGAGGCGAAAUCCCUAGAAUCAGAGCGGAGGAGAGCGACGGUGGUGGUAGGAGCGGAGAGAAGGAAACGAGUGGAGAGAUGUCGGCGAUGCAGGCGAUCGAGAGGCAGAGAGAGGGGGCGGAGGUUUUCCAUGGGGCGGAGAUUUGCAAGAAGAGAUCGACGGAUCUUUUGGAGGAGCUGCACCUGCCCAGGGGUUUGCUGCCGCUGAGCGGGCUGGACGAGGUGGGGUUCAACCGGGAGACCGGGUUCGUCUGGAUGAAGCAGAAUAAGGGGAGCCAGCACGUCUUCAAGAAGAUCGGUAAGACGGUGUUCUACGGGACGGAGGUGACGGCCUUCGUGGAGGACCGCCGGAUGAAGCGGAUGACCGGGGUCAAGAGCAAGGAGUUCCUCCUCUGGGUCUCCCUCUCCGACAUGUAUAUCGACGAACGCGACCCCACCAAGAUCACCUUCAAGUCCGCCGCCGGGAUCGGCAGAUCAUUCCCCGUGUCCGCCUUCGAGGAGGAGGAGGAGGAGGAGGAGAAGAAAGGCGAGGAGGAGAAAAAGUGAGGGUUAUAAUUGUUAUUUUAGGGGUAAACUAUGGGCGUUGCACCAUGAACUUAUGCAUGCUUUCUUUGUGUCUCUGUUAUUUUUGUUAUAAAGUUUAAUAUGUUACUAGGGUUCUUGGUAUUCCUAUGUCUGGUAGUAUGGAUCCAUGGUAAGGGACGAACGCGAUGUCUACUAUCGUCUAAACUUUCUAUAAAUCAAUUCCUUUUUUUUAGUGGGAA